AUGAAAUCGCUUCUCGCCGUCGGGAAUUAUGCAGAUGAGUGUAGUAACUCUGGAUGGCACAUGCACAGACAAGAUUUUUGCCCAGUAUAUGGGGCCAAAAACUGCCAACCACCUACUUGUUACAGAUUUACUCAUGGGCAGUGCUCAACUGUACUCUCCACAGGUGCAACAACAAUGAAAGACGUCUCCCCCCAUGGUGAUGAAAUUAUCUCCCCUGAGCGACAGCAUUUAAAUGAGCACAGCACAAAUAACCCAGCAGGUUCACGUCACCAAGAGCCCUCUGCACCUAUCGAAUGUGACCAUUCAAGUAGCAGUGACCUCGGCAGUCCAAUACUCGAGUGGGUAUAUGGCUACGACAGUGGAAUUCAGAAUGGAGUGCAUAGUCUCGGUAGAAGCAACGGGGGAAGAAAGGCCGUAUUCUUUCCCGCCUCCAACACGGGAGUAGUACAUUUUUACGCGGAUGAAGGGGGGGACCCUACCAGAUUCGCUUCUCAAGUGCUCUUGCGCGGUCACACCAACCGCAUAUCAGCUGUUGCUGUCUCCCAAGAUAGAAAGUGGAUUGCAACUGGUGACAUUGGAAAGAUAGCUGAAUCCGAAGACAUACCAAGCAAAUCCGCAUGUCAAGCUUCAGGCUACCGUGACUCCUCCCCUGGCAUUUUGGCCACCGCUACUUCAGAUAUGUAUCAGGGAGUGGCUAUUUGGAAUUGGAAGGAAUUUGGGAAUGCUCCUUUGAGGAUGGCGGUUAUUGCAAUCCCAGAUAUCCAGCACGAGAUCCGUUUUAAUCAAUGGGAUGUAAACGAGCUUUUGACAAGCGGUCGCCGACGCAUAUUGUUCUGGUAUUGGCACUGGGAUGACGUGUCCUUUCACUUCUACUCCCCAGCGCUACAGUCUAAAACUUUUCAACAGAAGGUGGGGGAUAUAACUACAUCCGUCUUUAUACCGCAGUCUACGAAAGCGCUUUCUGGUACCACCGACGGAGACGUGGUAGUGUGGAAUCUUAGCCUUAUUCUUGACGGGCUGAGUAGGCCAGAUGAACGGCGAGCUGUGUCUAUCCUCAAACUGCGAAACGCAUGCGUCACAUGUCUCAAGACAUUCCAAGCUCGUUGGAUUGUUUCAGGCUUUUCAGAUGGAGCUGUUUGUUUCUACGACCCACAGCUGCGUCUUGUUCGAUGUUUCGAAGACCUAAAUGCGGUCAGAUGUUUGCUGCUUGCCAGAUGUUUAGGUUACUUGAAGCUAUGGAAUACGGAGAGUCAUACAAUGCUGAGCAGCAUCUGCUUCGACAAGCUGUCUCCAACCGCUGCGGCGUUCAGCCCAUCUGGUAGAUAUCUAGCUAUUGGAUUUAGCAACGGCACGCUGAAGAUUUGCGAAUUAAGAAACUCAGAGAGCUUGGAUCCGCUAGCAACUACUGUUGGCGAAUGGGGGAAUCUGGUGGAGCUCAUUGGAGUACGAGAAAGCCGCGAUGGAGUCACACACGUGAGCCAUUUACCCAAUGCACCCUUUCAUUUCGACCAUCGUAUGGGGAACUCGCAGCUACCGGAGGAGUGGGCCUUUGCUGGGCUUAUGCAGCGGCAAUCGUGCAUUAUCGAGCAACGCGCCAUACCUUCUGGUUGUCUAGCCUUGCCUUCCCCUGUUGGGAAUACAGACACCGAGGUCCUAGUAUAUUCUAGUGACGCAAAGGCAAAGAUUUGGAGCGCAAAUUCAAUGUCAUGCGUCAAGACGGCCUCUGCUGCCAUGGGGCACAAUGGUAUACUGCAGUUAGCGGUGAUGCAAGAGUGGACCGAAGCCGAAUCUCCGGCGACGUUCAGUCCGAUCCUCAUUGGAGCGUGCAAGGAACAGCUACUCGGGGUCUACCAGCUCCCGCUUGACGGGGACCCCUUUAAAAACUUCAAUGUGGCUGCACACGCUGGCCCAAUCAUCGCAUUAGCUGCCUCAGCUCCUCACGCUGGGUGCACUUCCGUCUUUACGUGCGGAGGAAGCGACUUGACAAUUUUCCUCCUGAUUGCCCACUUCUUGCAUGUACAUGCCCCCACAGGACCAUCUGGAACGGCGUCAAUCGUGGAGCGGCUUCCUGGUGGAGUGACUGGUGACUUGUAUCGUAUAGCCAAGGAAUUCUUCUACUACGCACAGCUGCGAAGCCAGGGAGAGCACACGACACGUCGGAGGAGGCUUGGAGAGGACGUGCCCAUUGAAGAGAUCCCAAAUCUCCUUUGUGCCCUUGGUGAAGCACCAACUCUAUUGGAGCUUGGCAAUGUUAUGAGUGAAUGCAGAGGUGCAUCCGGCGUACUGCACCGACAAAGAGCAGAGGGCCAGAUAGGGGCUGCGCAUGAUACCCCCUCGAAGUCACACAGUGUCGCUUUUGAGCGCUUCCUGGAGCUCUACCUUAAUCAACGGGCAUCUAAAGCUUUCCACCAUUCUGACAUUAUCGACGCAUUUAAGCAGCUAAGCAAAGGCAGUGACACAAACGAAAUAUCUCCCGAAGAGCUAACGAGGCUGCUACUGACAAAAGGGGAGGUGAUGACAGAGGCUGAAUUGAGUCAUUGCCUUGAGGUACUGACUGGAGAGGCCUCUCUUGCUUCUUUAUGCAAACGAAGCAGCAUAACAGCGGACCUUUUCACCAGCCGAGUGCUUCAGAUGGACACUACAUUCAAUAAGUCAAGUUCUCGUUGGACCAGUUGA
Molecule: messenger RNA, 2676 nt
Organism: Cyclospora cayetanensis
Lineage: Eukaryota; Apicomplexa; Conoidasida; Eucoccidiorida; Eimeriidae
Product: cilia- and flagella-associated protein 251
Exons: 21
Coding region: 1-2676 (891 amino acids)
Cellular component (GO): motile cilium
Molecular function (GO): protein binding
Source: RefSeq, a predicted model, not a curated record